AUGGACACAAAUGAGAAGACCCGAGAGGGCUUGGUUGCCGCCAUUGCAGAAAAUGACUUGGCGCAGGCUGAGUUUCUCCUGGCGGCGCAGGCUGAGGAAAACGCCGAGGACUGGGACGCCUCCACUGUCGUCUGCAAACCCACAAGACACGGCCAAGUGGCGCUGCUGGAGGCCGUCAGAGCAGGUCUCAAGGAAUUCAUAGAAUUAUUCCUAACGUACCGCGUAGACGUUAACUGCCAGGACAGCAAAGAGACAUGUCCCCCUCUCCUGGUAGCUGCCAGUAUGGGGGAGACAGACAUGGCGGCUAUGCUGGUCCAAGGCGGGGCAGACGUUGAUUUUGCAGGUCCUGACAACGCCACUGCACUCAUACUGGCUGCAGACAACGACCGCAGGGACACGGUGAGACUGCUGCUGCAGCACGGAGCAUCUGUGGACAGACAGGACAAAUAUGGCGGCGGCGCGCUGUUCCUGGCGUCACAGGGCGGUCACACAGAGAUCGUGGAGGAGUUAAUCCGUGCAGGUGCCAGCGUCGACAUGGUCACCAGUGAUGGCGUCAGCAGCCUAUUCGCGGCUUCAUCAGGCGGUCACCAUGGCGUCGUGUGUGCACUAUUAUCAGCGGGCGCGGACGUCCAUCUUAUGAGUCCUGAGGGGUUCUCUGCCCUGUGGUUGGCGUCCCAGAAUGGACACGACAGAGUGGUAAAGCGGCUGCUGAACGCUGGAGCAGACGCAAACAACACCGACAGAGCCGGCUGGAGUUGUCUGCUCAAAGCGUGCUACAAGGGGCACAGAGCUGUGGUGCGUGCCCUGUUGAAAGCCAAGGCAGCAGUUAACAGCCAAGAGGACGCCAUGGGUUGGGCACCUCUACACGCGGCGGCGCAGAUCGGAGCCAGGGACAUCGUGUCCGAUCUUCUUUUGGCCGCAGCCGACGCCGAGAUACGUUCGAAAGACGGCUGGACGCCACUACACUGCGCUUCAACAUUUGGUCAGACGGACGUCAUCAAACUACUCCUGGAGUAUGGUGCUGACACAACCGCUCAAGAUGCUUCCUUGAAAACGCCGGAGUAUCUAGCCCAGGUGUGCGAACAGGAGAACGCUGUGGCCCUCCUAACAGAAGGCCUAAACAUGGUGCGGGUCGACCACUACGAGGCGGCUCUGCUGCGUCUUUUCAAUGAAGUUUCCGGAGACAUGGCGGAGGACUGGAUCUUCUUGGCCCGAGAGCUUAAAUUUGUAAAGCCUAAGCUUAUGGAGAAGAAAAUUAAAGAUAUCCUCCAAGAAUUUCCCCGGAGUAAAAAGGAACAAGCAUUCCAAAGCCUGCUGCAGUGGAAGCUGUACCACGGCAAGGACGCCACAGCAUGGGCCCUGGCGCGAUGCUUACAUAGAUGUCGCCACAAGUAUGUUUCUCAAAAGAAAGUUCUUUCUGAGGCAGAGGAACUGAUAAGCAGAGCUGAGCAAUUAGUAGUGUCAGGAGAAAUGGAUAUCAGGCAGGCCCUUAGCUUUUCCAGGAAGUUUGAAUCCCUGGUAGUAGAGUUCAAGGGGAACUUAGAAAAACGCUACAAGCUUUACAGGGAUAUUCAUCAAUUUUAUGUACUUCUGGCUAAGUCCAUCAUCUUUGGUUGCUGUGUACUGGAUGAACUUCCCAUCUGGGGAUACACGGUGUAUGCAGUGGUUAUCGGUAUCUGUGAGCAGUAUAUUGUCAUAUGCAUCAACACAGACACCAUGGGGGCGACCUAA
Molecule: messenger RNA, 1731 nt
Organism: Lingula anatina
Lineage: Eukaryota; Metazoa; Brachiopoda; Lingulata; Lingulida; Lingulidae
Biological process (GO): signal transduction
Molecular function (GO): protein binding
Source: RefSeq, a predicted model, not a curated record